UUAUGUCAUUUUAUGCCGAGCUGUUUUGUUGUAGUAACUGUCAUGGCGAAGUAAAUUGUAAAAUGGUCUGAUAGAUCUAUGAUAUUCUAUGUUUAUAAAAGCGUCUUAGUUAUUACAGCUAAUCGGAUCUAAGGUGUUAAUUGAAUUUAAAAUGACUGAUGCAACCUUUAAUAAAUCUGGCACAAAACUCACGAAUGAAGAAGUCGUACUAGUUUGUCGAGCGCUAAAGGCAAAUCAAAUGCGUUUGUUAUGUCUUCGUGAAUGCAAACUAGGGAAAAAAGACUUCCAAAGUAUUUUAAAAUGUAUAGGCUCCUGCCAGUCACUUCAACAGCUGACUUUAAAUGUAGGCAUCAUAAACAAUUUAGAACAAGUUGAGCUUUUGGCUAAAUGUAUUUAUAAAAAUACAUCCUUAACUGGACUACACAUUCAUGGUAGUGAACUAGGGGAUGUUGGUUUGCAAGUCCUAGGAAGGGCAUUAAGCUUUCAUCCAGGCAUUGUUUCAUUAGACCUGGGAGACUGCCAGCUAAGUGACAUGUCUAUUGAUGUCCUGUAUUCACUGUUACUGCCUACCAACAACAGGCCAGGAAUAACAGAAUUAACACUGAGUGAUAAUCCCAGAAUAAGUGCAUUAGGGUGGACUCAAUUAUCAAUGUGCCUUGCAAAUUGCAGCUCGCUCAAGUGGCUAUUUUUAGAUUACAAUCCUCUUGGUGACUACUCAGCUAGCUGUAUAUUGACUGGCAUUGCUGCUAGCCAGUCAGUAGAAUUAUUAGACAUGGAAGGAUGCGGCCUUACUGAACACACUGGGCAGGUGCUAUUACAUUUGGUGCAAAACCAUCUUGGCAGUUUAAGCAGAAUUAAGCUGACUAACAACAGAAUACGUAAAAUAACAGUUCAUGCCAUUAAGAAACAUCUCAGUGAAAAUCAUCUGGAUGAUUCAGAUACAGCUUCUUCCAUCACUUAUGAAGAUCUUUUUGCUUCAUCUGAGUCAUCACGCUACAGAAAACAGCGCUCCUCAUCUUUAUCCUCAUCAUCUUCCUCUUCUUCAUCAUCAUCCUCCUCCUCCUCACAUUCCUCAAGCUCUAGCUGCAGCAGCAGUUCAAAAACUAACUCAGACAGUUCUGACAAUGACGAAACAGUUAGGCCAAAGGGCAAGAAGGACAAGAAGAAUGUGAAAACAAAAGUGAAAGCAAAAAUUGAGAAGACACUUACGCAAGACUUGGGCAGCCAACAAGAAGAGACCAAAAGUAAGAAAGGCACUAAGUCUAAAGAUGAAAAAAAGAAGAAAGACAAAUCUAAGAGUUCUGAGAAAGAGGAAGGAGACAGAAAGAAAUCUAAAAAAAAUAAAAGUGAUAGUACUGAGGCAGAUAAUCAAGAGAGGAAAAGUAACAAGAACAAAGGAUCAAAAGACCUUGAUAGUGCUAAAGAAACAAAAAAGAAAGAAAAGAAAAAAGAGAAAGAUAUAGAAGAUAAGAAGAAAAUCAAAGAAGAUAAAAAGGAUGACAGCAAAGGAGACAAGAAAAAGAAGAAAGAAGGGCAGAAAAAGACCAAGGGGUCUGACGAUGAAGAACAUAAUGAAACUGAGGAUAGUUUUGGUGAAGAAUUAAAUGAGGUACCUGUGUUUUAUAAAUAGAAAAUUGAGAUGUACAUUAUAUACAAACAGUUACAUCAUGUAUAAAAAAUAUAAACAAAUAACUUUUAUAAUAUAACCUUAUAGUAUAACAGUAUAGGAUAGUUUUGAGAAGAUAGUAUUUAUCAAUGUAUUUUUACAAAUUCAUUGUUGAUAAAUGUCUAAUGACACAAUGCCUGCUACUUCAACAACCAAGAACACCACACUAUUUUUUUUUGUGGCACAUACUACAGAAGAGCCUACAUGUCACUGCUACAUGUCAAAUGUAAAUAUUAUUUUUUUAAGACUAUCAUGUUACAUAGAUAUUUGUGACUUUUAUACUCCAUUUGAAUUUGUUAACAUUGUCUCCAAACUAUGAAUUAAUUUAUCGCAAAGUUUUUAUAGGCUUCAUAUAAUGUUGUGACAAUAGUAUUUGCACUGAAAUGUAUAUAAAUCAAAAGAGAUAAUAAUAGGUUGUUUCAUUUUUAGAAUGAAACACCAGAUUGCUGAUCUAGCUAUAAAUGAAUAAUUAGUAUAAUAAAUUAGAACAUGGAAUGGUUUAUUUGGUGAACAGAAUAGGGAGAUAUUGAUAAGCUUUGUAUUUUAAAAAGCAUAUAAUCAUUUUGUUCACUUUUAGGCACUGCAGACUACAAUUUCUAAAGAUCUUUGGCUUGUAGCACAAAGGAAUUUUUUUUUUAGUUGGCAACAUUGAUGUUUCAAUGUAGCAGCCAGUAGCUUUAUUAGUGUGUCUGGUCUCUACUCAUUGAUAGUCGAUGUUUAUAUUUUUCAACAUAAUAUUUGUGUUAAUUAGUGUAUUAUAAAAUGAAUAUCUUGUCUCAAUUAUGUUCUGUUCUUAUUGACUUAAAGAAGAAAUGUAAAACACUUAAAAAGUGGAUGUGAACCCCUUCAGGUGGUUUUUAUGCAAGUCAACUUUGAUGACUGGUAAGAAUUUUAGUCCCUUUUUCAAAAAAAUAAAGUUCCCUUUUUAGACCAUAUGAUCUGUAGGGCAGAAGAUCUGUUCCUGUGGUCCACAGUUAAUGAGGGUGUCAUGUGGCCUUACAAUGACCAAUCACCUUUACGUUUCCCCAAUUAAUAUCAGGUACCCAUUAGAGCUGGGUGGACUCAGAGACACCUUAAAGAUCUCAAAAUUAAAAAUCCCAGUCUUAACCAGGAUUUGAACCUGGGACCCCUCAGUUCAGAAGCCAAGUGCUUUACCACUCCGCCAAAAGCUCCUCUUUUAGUACCUUAUAAUAAUAAUAAUAUAGUCUGCAAUUAUACUAAAACUAAAACUUGAGUCCUUCACACUGAACCCUUGAUUGGAGUUUCUUUGGGUGACAAUGUAAAGACAGUGUUCCCUUUACUCUCUCUUACUAGACUAUAGUUUUUUAUUGUUUCUAUGCCAUGCUCUAACAGCACUUUGUAUACUUGGUAUAUCAGUGAUAAGUGAUGUAUGACAUACUUAAAUAUACAUCUGAGUGCCAAACUUUACAUUUUUAGCUCAAUAAAUUAUUUACUUUGUAAUUUUGUUCUUAGUCUUUUAAAUGUUACAAUUUAACUUUAUGAAUGUCAAUAUGAACCAUGUUCUGAUUGGAUGUGUUUCAAGGUAUUAACAUUACACAUUAAAGCAUUUUUAGUUUAUCUUGGCCAAAUUAAAAACAGUGUUGGAAACACCAUCACUACUUUCGUAAUACAUAUAUAAUGCAGUCUUUUUAAAGUUAAUAAAUAUUGUUUAGGAAUAUAUAUAUAUAUAUAUUAUAAAAGCUUGUAUUUUGUUUUUAAACUCACAUUCACAUAAAAUAUUUUUUUUAAAUAUUACAUGAUUUGAAAACCUUACAACGUGGAAUGUUUAGCAAUAAAAUAUGUACAGUUGAAAUUAUUCCUUGAUGUAUAAACAAUAUUUAUCUUUAACUUAGAGAUUUUUGAAAACAUGGGUCAAGGGUGUCUCUGUAGAGUUACUAUGCUCUGUGCAAAAACUAAUUAUUCAUUAGGAGACCAGUUUUCAAAUGUGUAUAAACUUUUGAUAUUAAGAAAAACCAAAAAGCAUAUUCAUAGUAUAUCAACAAGUAAUCUACCAAAACUGGAAAUGCAAAUGUUUUCAAUAUUACUUUAUUUCAGUCAAAAUUCAGUUACACAAAAGACAAAGUGACCAUCUUCAAUGUCAAGCACACAUUUGAUAACAAAUUUGUUGGUAUUAAUAAUAAUAUUUUUUAUUUAAUAAAAUUUCUAAUAAAUC
Molecule: messenger RNA, 3839 nt
Organism: Biomphalaria glabrata
Lineage: Eukaryota; Metazoa; Mollusca; Gastropoda; Planorbidae
Product: leucine-rich repeat-containing protein 73-like
Exons: 5
Coding region: 152-1630 (492 amino acids)
Source: RefSeq, a predicted model, not a curated record